UAUUACUGGAGAAACUAUUUUGCAAGAGCCCCGAAUAUCAUAAUUAAAAUGAAUACAUUUGAAAACACAUUUUUUCGUGGUCCAUCACCGUCCUACUCCGAUGAUGCAAACUCUGAAAAUGCUUUGUCGCUGACUCUGCCCAUUGGACAAGCAGUUGAGGAUAAUGAUUUUUUCCAUGAUGAUCCCAAGACGGACCCCGUGGACUACUUUGACGAAAAGUUCGACAGCGAUAGCUGCUCGCGCUUGCACCCUGGCCAGCAUGGGCGCAACUCCUUCGCUUUCUGGACCAUUGUGAUUAUACUUCUGGCCCUGACUGUGGGCAAUCUGCUUCUUACGCUGACAAUUGUGGGUGUCCUGCGCUUGGGCAAGGGUGUACAAGGUAUGGAGCUGAUUCCCGAGGUGGAUGUCGUCAAGUUCUAUGGCUCAACCGAUGUGGAGCGCCUUCAUACCAACUCAAUUGGUAGGCUGCAUGGCUUCACCGAUGUGCCAGUGACCAUCAGUAGUGAUAUGAGCAACAACAACAAGACCGAUGCGGGCGUACAUGUGCGCGUUUUCCGCAAUGGAAAUGGUGCAGCCAGUGAGCGCGACCGCAUCGUCGUUGACAAGGAUUCCAUUCUCAUAGAUGCUACAAAUGUGUUUGAUGUAAAAGAUCCCGUCGAUCGGCAAUCCAUUUUUACCACUCAUCGUCCCCAGUACAACAUCCCGGAUGGUGUGGAUGCUCUGCAGGCGAAGGUGGUGAGUGCGAGCGGCAUCUCCAGUCCCAUUGACGUGCCCUUGAAUUUGGAGAGCGAUGGCCGCAUUGUCAUCAAGGGAUCCGAGGGUGUGUUCUUCGAUGCCGAAAGUAUCGAUUUUCAAGCCGAGCAUCACGUCUCCAUUAACUCCACCCAAGGCGCUACUGUGCUAGAGGCUGGCACUGGUGUAUUCCUGGACAUGGAUCGCAUCCCCAUUGUCAGCUCCGAGCUGGGCAUUCGGACGGGCAGUGUCCAGUAUAAGAUAUGCGUGUGCAUGCCACAGGGAACUCUUUUUCGUAUAGCCAUUCCACGUAUCCACAAUGGACCGAAGAUCUCGUGUGCCCACUUCAAUAGCCAGGACGAUCCGUGUGAGGUCAAUUAAUUAUGUAGUUGCAUUUAUUCGAAGCUUAUAUGUAAUCCCAGUAAUACAGAUAAAUACAUAAAUCAUAUAUCCUUAAACAAAAGUUUAC
This is a messenger RNA of Drosophila guanche, 1201 nucleotides long. RefSeq names its product beta-sarcoglycan (gene Scgbeta). Gene Ontology annotation, biological process: muscle organ development. The transcript has a single exon. Bases 49 to 1113 code for a protein of 354 amino acids. Gene Ontology annotation, cellular component: sarcoglycan complex; sarcolemma. Lineage: Eukaryota; Metazoa; Arthropoda; Insecta; Diptera; Drosophilidae. The record is from RefSeq and is a predicted model, not a curated record.